UUUUUAUGGGUCACAUGUUUCAACCUAUUUCCUUUAUUGUGUUUGUUCCACCAUGGCUUUUGAAACGCACUGUUCUUCUCUUUGUAAAGUAUUAGCACUCAGUUUUGCACUGUUCGGCCUUGUUGCUGUGGGAGAAGGUCGGUUCAAGGGCUUCAGGAAGUUUGAUGUGGUGCAGGAUUCCAGCCAUGGAGCUAUGUCUAAAGAGCUGUGGUUCAUCCAGAAACUGGAUCACUUCAAUGGUGCAGACAGCAGAGUUUGGAAGCAAAGAUACUUUGUAAAUGAGGACUUCUACAAGCCUGGAGGUCCAGUGUUUCUAAUGAUCGGUGGAGAGGGCCCUGCAAACCCAGCGUGGAUGAAGGAAGGCACCUGGCUCACCUACGCUCAGAAACUCGGAGCCCUCUGCUUUAUGCUCGAACACCGAUUCUAUGGGAAAAGUCACCCAACAACGGACCUCAGCACAGACAACUUGCGUUUCCUCAGCAGUCGCCAGGCUCUGGCUGACCUUGCACACUUCCGCACUGUGAUGGGGGAGAGCAGGGGGCUGACCAACAGGAAGUGGGUGGCUUUCGGCGGGUCGUAUCCAGGUUCUCUUGCUACUUGGUUCAGACUCAAGUACCCUCACCUGGUGCACGCCUCUGUGGCCACGAGUGCACCCGUGUUUGCCACUGUCAACUUUCCAGAGUACUUGGAGGUUGUGUGGCGAUCGCUGGCCUCAGAAAAUACAGAUUGCCCUGUGCUUGUGAAAAAGGCUUCAGAUACCCUUGCAGAACGCCUGAAAGACCCGAAAACCUUUGAAAACAUCACCAAAGAUUUCAAUUUAUGUUCCACACUGCAGAUCCAGUCAGAGAUGGACUCUGCCUACUUCCUGGAAUCGGUGGCUGGCAACUUCAUGGAUGUGGUCCAGUAUAAUGAAGACAACAGAGGAUUUGAGGUAAGGGGGGGGGUUUUGGGCACCAACAUAACCAUUAAGGUGCUGUGUGACGUGAUGGGUGACGCCUCACUGGGAGAUCCUUACACCCGCUAUGUUGCUGUAGCUCGCCUCAUGAUGGACACGUACUCUGUGAAAUGCCUGGAUGUCAGCUUCAGUAACUACGUCAGAGACAUGACGAAUAUGUCCUGGGAUGGGCCGGCUGCAGGAGGAGGGAGACAGUGGGUCUAUCAGACCUGCAGUGAAUUUGGAUUCUACCAGAGCACAGAUUCACCGAACCAGCCAUUCACCGGUUUCCCUCUGGAUUAUCAGGUGAAACAGUGUGCAAGCUUCUACAACAUCAGUGCUAAGGAGGUGGCAGAGGCCGUCGCCCAGACCAACGAGUAUUACGGCGGCUACGACAUCCAGUCCAGCAGAAUAGUGUUCCCCAACGGGUCCAUCGACCCAUGGCAUGCUUUGGGGAUCACUGCGGACAUCGCAGCUGAGCUCCCUGCUGUCUUCAUUAAAGGGACUGCUCACUGUGCUAACAUGUAUCCAGCAAGGAGCCAAGAUCUUCCCCAGCUAUCUGAGGCUCGGGAUCACGUCUUUCUGCUCCUCCAGCAGUGGUUGAAGUAGUGAUUGAAGGCUCCUUCGGCUUUACAAAGCAAACGCAUCACUUCUGAUUUCUGAAAUUAAAACUUGAUUUCUUACUGUACUGCCAAAUUUUCAGCUCCUUGAAGUCUUGUAAUGCAACUUUGCACGAGUUUGAUUUGGAAAAGUUCUUGUUUUUAAUGUGUUAAAAUUUUAAAUCAGUUUUUAAAUUAUUGAUAUUAAAUUUGAAUUAUUUUUACCUCUCAGUCCAGUGUAUUGUGUGACACUGUAGAAGAAAUACAUACUAUUUAGCAGUCUGAUAACACCCUGGUAAGGGACAAAAAAGUUGUUGCUCUGUUUUGGUAAAUUGAAUUUACCACUAAGACAUAUCUGAAAAGAUGUUUACAAAAAAAAACAUAUUGUUUCAUGAUAUAGUUUGCUUUUUAAAUAAAAUAUGUGGUAUCACACUCUACAUUGAGCAAUCAUACCAAUAUAACUGAUCACACUGUUGUUCCAUCUCAAUGUAAUUCAAACUACUGAACAUCAUUUUGAAGUAGGAAAUUUCAGUAGAUUUCAAAAUGUGGCUUAUCACAAAGUUGAUCAAAAAUAACCAAUGCUAAAUCAUCCUUUGUUUUCUCACUCAUUUUGCAAUAUGAGGAAGGGAGGCAGAGGCAGCAUUUUACAGUUGGGACCUGACUCAGUUCUUGUGUUUGAUGGGGAUACGUGUCCAACCAGCAUGCACUAGUACAUGUCAAAAAAUUAGAAUAUUGUGUAAAGGUGCAAUAUUUUUUGCCAGUCAUUUCAGAAAGUAAAACAGUAACUUUAUAGAUUUAUUAAACUGAAUAAAAUAUGUCGAGCUUUUACUUUUUGCAAUUUUAAUGAUUAUAGUUUGCAGGUAAAGAAAAC
Messenger RNA from Xiphophorus couchianus (Monterrey platyfish), 2404 nucleotides. RefSeq names its product serine protease 59, putative (gene prss59). The record is from RefSeq and is a predicted model, not a curated record. Bases 53 to 1543 code for a protein of 496 amino acids. The transcript is spliced from 9 exons. NCBI's taxonomy places the organism in Eukaryota, Metazoa, Chordata, Actinopteri, Cyprinodontiformes, Poeciliidae. Gene Ontology annotation, biological process: proteolysis. Gene Ontology annotation, molecular function: serine-type exopeptidase activity; dipeptidyl-peptidase activity.